CGGCGGGUGCGGUCAUGGCAAGGCCUGCGGUCGUGACAUCACCGGAGGAUGCGGAGGGAUAUUCAGCGCCGAGAGUGAUUGUGCCAGAGGGCAAGGGCUGGCGACAAUGCUGGUCGUACGUAGGUCCGGGCUUUCUUGUCGCCAUCGCUUAUAUUGACCCCGCUAACUUUGAGAGCGAUUUGAAGGCGGGAGCAGCAUACAAAUACACGCUCCUCUGGGCGCUGCUGCUGGCCUCGUUAGCGGGCCUCUUCAUUCAAUCACUCUCAGCCAACCUCGGUAUUGUCACGGGCAAGCAUCUGGCCCAGCAUUGUCGCUUGGAGUACCCGUGGGCGCUGAAUUUCGUGCUGUGGCUCAUUGCAGAGCUCAACAUCAUCGCCAGCGACAUUCCGCAAGUGGUCGGCACCGCCUUUGCUCUCAACCUCCUCUUUCACAUUCCCCUAUGGGCGGGUGUGCUUAUAACGGGAUGCAGCACCCUGCUGCUCCUGGCACUGGAGAGGUUCGGGGCGCGUCCCUUAGAAGCUCUGAUGGCGCUGCUGGUGCUGCUUAUAGCGGGGUGCUUUGUAGCGGAGAUGGUUAAGGCGCUACAGCCGUCGGAUGUGGGGGAGCUCUUCAAGGGCAUGGUGGUGCCUCAGUUGAAAGACCUGGGAGCAUUGGCUGUCGCCAUAUCCAUCCUCGGGGCAACCGUCAUGCCGCACAACCUCUUCCUUCACUCGGCCCUUGUUCUGAGCCGCAAGCACGCAGGCACCACUCGAGCUAUCAGGACCGCCACCCACUACUCCCUCUUGGAGCUCGCCCUCGCACUGUUCAUCAGUGUCAUCAUCAACGUGGCAAUCAUUGCUGUGGCCGGCACCGUCUGCAACAGUGCCAGUCUGCCGCCCGGCGCGGCUGAGGCGUGCGCCAACAUCAGCAUCAGCAACGCUUAUGUUCUUCUGAAAGAUGUGUUAGGUGGCUGGGCGGGGACCCUGUUCGGAGUGGCGCUGCUGGCAUCAGGCCAAAGCAGCACGGUCACUGGGACGUACGCUGGGCAAUACGUGAUGCAGGGGUUCCUGGAGCUCCGUAUAAGCACGUGGCUUCGCAACUUCAUCACUCGCCUGGUUGCCAUCGUGCCAGCUCUGCUGGUGGCUCUUCUCUUCGGGGCCAAGGGCGCAAGCCUCCUCAUCAUCCUCUGCUCGAUUACUCUAUCCUUCGGUCUGCCAUUCGCUCUCAUCCCUCUCCUCAAGUUCACCAGCACUACUCUGAAAAUGGGCAUGUUCGCUACACAUACUUGGACUACAGUUGCUGCCUCUGGCCUUGGCGCUUGCAUCACCCUAGCCAACUCCGCUCUCAUCAUCUGGACCUGUAUCAAUCUCCUCUACCUCAACCCCUCCUCCCUCUCCUCCCCUCCCUCUGCCAACUUCAACCUCCUCCGAAUCCUCUUCACCGUUCUAACCUCCCUCCUCCUCCUCCUCUACCUCCUCACCCUCACCCUCCUCGCCCUCCGCCCUAUUUCCACCGCCACUUACCAACCCACUAAGGACGAGCUCUCUAAAGCUGCUGUAGUGGCUAAAGCCCAUGACUUAGCAAUAGAUACUUAUGAAAAUGGGAGUUCAGGAGGCGGUAAAGGAGGGGAGAGAGGGGAGAGAGGGGACUUAGAGUCUGGGUUUGGAGCGUAUGGAGUAUGUGGGAAGGGAUCUGAGGAAGGAGCUAAGGCGGCAGAAGAAUCAGCAGAGGCAGCGGCGGCGGCGGCAGAAGCAGCAGCAGAGGCGGCAGAGGCAGCAGCAGCGGCAGCAGCUGCCUCUGCUCUGGCCCGGUCCAAGAUGCCGCAGUCAGCUGCUGCUGCUGCUGCUGCUGCUGCUGCUGGUUCUGAUGUUACUGGUGCUGCUGCAGGUGCUUCGUUCUCUGAAUCUCCACCUGCCAAUGUUGCAGUGAGUGCAACAAGUGAGGCAAGCCUACAGCACUGGCUGGCGGAAUCGGGAAGACGGUCUUAGCUAAAGGGGUUCGUUCAGAUGACUUUGGAUGGACCUCCCGGUCAAAAGACUUGCCAUGAGUUGACUCAGAAGUACGCUCCUGCGCCCCUGCCACCAUUCCCGCAACUGAAGCGGAGGGUGCAAGAAGUGAGGCCAGCCUACACGACUGGAUGGCGGAAUCGGGAAGACGGUCUUAGGUCAGGGGAUUCUGAACACGCGUGAGGGCACAGGAAGGCACUUCUCAAUUCUUCUGAGGAAGGAGUCUGUAUAUAGGGGAGAUGGGAGGUGAGGUGAGGUGAGGUGAGGGGAGAUGGGAGGUGGGGUGAGUGCGUAAGAGGGAUGCUGGGGAGGGAAGGGAGAGUCCAAACGUGAGCUCGGGUGGUCUAGAACGCUCUGCAUGGACAAGUCACAAAAUGCACCUCUAGAUCGAGUGAGCGCACGGACUGUGGAGAUAAGGGGUGCAGCUGCUUGCUGCCAGAGGGGUGCUGUGGAGGGAGGGGAGGGUCCAGACGUGGGUCAGAGUCUAGAAGCAUCACACGCUCUUUCGCUGUGUUGUGUUGAAUGCUCACACGCUCUUUCGCUGUGUUGUGUUGAAUGCUCACACGCUCUUUCGCUGUGUUGUGUUGAGUGCUCACACGCUCUUUCGCUGUGUUGUGUUGAAUGCUCACACGCUCUUUCGCUGUGUUGUGUUGAAUGCUCACACGCUCUUUCGCUGUGUUGUGUUGAAUGCUCACACGCUCUUUCGCUGUGUUGUGUUGAAUGCUCACACGCUCUUUCGCUGUGUUGUGUUGGAUGCUCACACGCUCUUUCGCUGUGUUGUGUUGAGUGCUCACACGCUCUUUCGCUGUGUUGUGUUGAAUGCUCACAUGCUCUUUCGCUGUGUUGUGUUGAAUGCUCACACGCUCUUUCGCUGCCAUAGUCUAGAAUGCUCUGGAGUCACAGAGUGAGCUGCAGGUAGUCAGAAGUCACUCUCAGAAAGAGUGAGCAUGGGGAAUGUGGAGGUUAAGGGGUGUAGAGCAGCUGCUUGCUGCCUUAGUAUCACACGUUCUUUUGCCCUGUGGACAUUGU
Closterium sp. NIES-67 is the source of this 3014-nucleotide messenger RNA. The record is from the annotation of a GenBank genome assembly. Lineage: Eukaryota; Viridiplantae; Streptophyta; Zygnematophyceae; Desmidiales; Closteriaceae.